Messenger RNA from Cryptomeria japonica (Japanese cedar), 970 nucleotides. RefSeq names its product probable 2-oxoglutarate-dependent dioxygenase SLC1. The record is from RefSeq and is a predicted model, not a curated record. NCBI's taxonomy places the organism in Eukaryota, Viridiplantae, Streptophyta, Pinopsida, Cupressales, Cupressaceae. The coding region runs from base 1 to 834 and encodes 277 amino acids. The transcript has 4 exons.
AUGGUUCAUUUUGGAGCUCUUGCACUUCUCCUGGUAAUUAAUCAUGGGAUUGAGGCAUCUCUGAUAGGCAGUAUGUUAGAUGUAGCCCAUCAGUUUUUCUUGCUCUCCUCUGAGGAGAAGAUGAAGUAUGGGAACAGUGAUCUUCUGGAUCCAGUGAGAUAUGGAACCAGCUUCAAUGCCAAAAUUGACAAAUUUUUUAAUUGGAGAGAUUAUUUGAAGCAUUUCUGCCAUCCUGUACUGCAAACUCCAGAUAAUCCCCCAAAUUACAGAGAUGUUGCUGGACAAUACUUCAAGGAGACCAGGAAAAUGGCUUUGAAAUUGAUGGCAGCAAUAUCUGAGAGUUUGGGACUGCAGCACACUUACAUAGAAACUGUGUUCAGAGAGGGCCUUCAGGUUGGCGUAGUAAACUUCUAUCCUGAGUGCCCACAACCAGAGCUUACAAUGGGCAUUGCACCCCAUUCUGACCAUGGGGGUCUUACCAUACUGUUACAAAAUGAGGUGGGAGGUCUGCAAGUGCGCCAUAAUGGUCAUUGGGUGGCAGUGGAACCAGUUCCAAACACCUUUGUUGUCAAUCUUGGUGACCAUUUAGAGAUUGUGAGCAAUGGGAGAUACAAAAGUGUGGAGCAUAGAGCAGUGGUUAAUGCAGAGAGAACAAGAAUGUCAAUAGCAGCAGGCAAUGGGCCUGCUUUUGAUGCUUUGAUAUUUCCUGCUCCACUACUAGUUGAUGAAACUCGCCCUCCACUGUAUAGAUCCAUGUUGUAUGGAGAAUUUCUUAGGCUCAGAGAUGAAGGCAAAGGUACCCAAGAUCUGCUCAGGAUACCAAAACAAGAAUAGUAGAUCUGACAUUUUUAAAAGGGAAUAAUUAGGAAGCAGACAAUACUAUGUAAGUUUAUGAUAAUAUCCACAUUUAGGUGUCUUGAGGGUGGGGGAACUUUUCCUGUGUUUUGGCUUUCUCGUUUGGCACAUGCAU